UUGAUAUUAUCUAAGCGUAACCUCAAAUGUGACUAUUUUCUGUAAAAAAAUAUUUAAUAAUACACUGAAUUAAAUCCUUGGAACCAGUAUGACUGUAUUUAUAUCAAAAAUAGUGUCAAGGUCUUUGCGUCAAGUGUCUAAAACAAUUGUACCAUGUAUAUCAGAUUGUUUACCGGCAAGAACUUAUUCAUUUCAGAAAAAAAAUGUAUUAUUUCGCAAUGGGCAGCCUUUUUUUAGGAAAUACUCAAAUGAUAAUAUUAUACCAACGACAAUGGCGAUGGACGACACAUGCUUACCAUUAAAAAAGAAAACAGUUCACAAAAAACUCGAACUCGAAGAUUUAACUAAGAAAGAGGGCCAUUUUUUAACUUUAGCUUAUGCCACAGCAUAUUCGUAUGACCUUAAGGCCUUAAGGGAGGGUUUGCUGCAGCAGAAGCUCUACGAGCCGGGAACGUUAAAAGCUCAAGAAAUAGGCGAUGUAGUGGUAGCUAAUGCAGUUUAUGCAAUUGGUGAUGAACCACGGGAGAUCAUAUUUUUCCGAGAAGGAGCAGUCGUUUUUUGGAAUUGCACAGAAUUGGAAGCAAAUAAUGUACUGGAGUUUGUAAAACCUUAUGAAGAAGAAAGCUAUCCAACUGAUGUGGUUAAGAAGGAAAGAGAAGUGAUGUCAUAUCAAUACCAGCCUACAGCAAAGAGAUGUUAUCUUCAAGAAUCGUGUUUCGUUUUGGUGCCAAAUAAUGACAAUUCGCUGGAGAGAUAUUCUUUCAGCCACGCCAUGGCGCAGUCGGCGCGGCUGGGCGCGUGGGAGGCGCGGCUGGCGGCGCUGGCGGCCGACGUGCGCGCGCACGCCGCCGUCAUGCAGCGCGACGGCGCCGCACACGUCGAGAAAAAGGAGGUGGUCCGCAAGCUGGGUGAGCUGUUCUCCCUCCGGCAUCGACUGAAUGUUGAGUCCGACCUUCUCGACACACCCGACUUCUACUGGGAAGAGGAGAGGCUGGAACGAUUGUACUCCAACACGGUGGCAUACUUCACCAUACCGAGGCGCACCAGGGUGCUGAACGAGCGCCUGUCGCACUGCGUGGAGCUGCUGGAGCUGCUGUCGUCGUGGGCGGCCGACCGACACCACGUGCGCCUCGAGUGGAUGGUCAUCGCGCUCAUCCUGGCGGAGGUCUGCUUCGAGCUGCUGCACUGCUGCGAGCGAUACUUGUUCGACUCGCAUCAGCGGUAGUCUUGGACACCCAUCUAAGUUUUAAAACGGAUCUAACUUAUUAUAGUAUGUUAAUUCUUGUAUAUGUAUAAAAGUGGCUAUAUGUGAUCAAAUUGCCAGCCAUUCUCACCAAACUGUUGAUUUGGUUUUACUGUGAACCGAGAUCUUUUGACUGUUAGAAAUGGAUCAUUGCGAUUGUAAAUUCGAUAUUAAAGAAGCUCGUUUUUAAAAAUGGAACUGCUUUUGUAAAGCUAUAUUAUUAUAACUAGUAUAGCUUUUAGUGGUAUCUUGUCAAAUUUGUUUCACGAUUUUUUUUUGGUGUCGUUGGUAGAGUUACUUUCUAUAAGUUUCAUUUAUAUACCUCUAUCUUGAUUUUCAAUCUUCACUUGUCAAUCUUAUUGGUCCGACAGUCUCGAGUGACAAAUGUAAUCAAUACAAAGAAUAUGUUGAGCUUUCGUUUAAUAUCAAAUGCGUUUUACUUCGACUACAAUAUGUAAUAAAGUAACGAUACGUCAGCUAUUGAUAUAUAUGAAUAAAUCAUUUAUUGCCUCUGGCAUAGAGGAGGCAAUACGCAACUAAAAUAUUCCAGGUAAAUUAGUUAGGUGAUAUAAUAUUGAUAUUGAUUUAGAUUAAAAAGUUCGUUUAUAUCUUAGGCAUUGUGCAAGCCCGUCUGAGUAGGCCCCACCCACUCAUCACAUAUCCUCAGAGCCGUCUCAAGCUAUGCUGGGGGCCCUUGGGCAUCUAUGAAUUUGGGGCCCCUUUUGCUAGAUAUUUUUUGGUCUAAUUUGGUAAAUUGUUGGUUCUUCGGGGCCCUCUUAGGAUGGGGGCCCUGGGCACGUGCCCCAUGUGCCCUAUGGUAAAGACGGCAAUGCAUCUAUAUCAUAUCCUACAG
Molecule: messenger RNA, 2096 nt
Organism: Vanessa atalanta (red admiral)
Lineage: Eukaryota; Metazoa; Arthropoda; Insecta; Lepidoptera; Nymphalidae
Product: required for meiotic nuclear division protein 1 homolog
Exons: 7
Coding region: 89-1225 (378 amino acids)
Biological process (GO): positive regulation of mitochondrial translation
Source: RefSeq, a predicted model, not a curated record